Solanum verrucosum is the source of this 1350-nucleotide messenger RNA. Its product is annotated as probable serine/threonine-protein kinase PBL7. The transcript has 5 exons. NCBI's taxonomy places the organism in Eukaryota, Viridiplantae, Streptophyta, Magnoliopsida, Solanales, Solanaceae. Gene Ontology annotation, molecular function: ATP binding; protein kinase activity. The record is from RefSeq and is a predicted model, not a curated record. Bases 1 to 1350 code for a protein of 449 amino acids. Gene Ontology annotation, biological process: protein phosphorylation.
AUGGGUCCCUAUUGUCCAUGCUUCGGGAUCGGGAGCAAGAAAAGGGGGAUCAACUUGAAAACCAACACUAAUUACGUCCCUAUUGAACCAACUAGGGACCCUCCUAAUCCUAUCAACUCUCAUCUUCCUCCAGAUAAUCCCAUCACACUGCUGGAGCCCAGACAGCAACUACUGAUAUCAAAAGAUGAUUCUCCUCGGAGAAGCAACCUCCCAACUUUUUCUUACCGGGAUCUUGCAACCGCCACAAACAAUUUCAGGCGAGAAUCCAUCAUCGGGGAAGGUGGCUUUGGGCCAGUAUUCAAAGGGCAACUUACAACUAGUCAGGUUGUGGCUGUUAAGAAGCUAAAUCAUUCAGGUCUUCAAGGGGAUAAGGAGUUCUUUGUCGAGGUUCACAUGCUCUCACUGAUGCGCCACCCUAACCUGGUUAAUCUAAUUGGUUACUGCACUGAAGGAGAGCAGCGUCUUCUUAUCUAUGAAUUCAUGCCUCUAGGAUCUUUGGAAUAUCAUCUCCAUGAUAUUACGCCUGACAUGAACCCAUUGGAUUGGGAUACCAGGAUGGUAAUAGCAUCUGGUGCUGCCAAAGGCCUGGAUUACCUUCACAACCAAGCUGAUCGUCCUGUUAUCUACAGGGACCUUAAGUCGGCAAACAUAUUAUUGGGUGAGGGUUUCCAUGCUAAACUUUCUGACUUUGGUCUUGCAAAGUUUGGCCCAAUUGCAGACAAUACACAUGUUUCAACUCAGGUUAUGGGCACUCAUGGGUAUUGCGCACCUGAGUAUGCUGGAACCGGAAAACUGACUAUGAAAUCAGACAUCUAUAGUUUUGGUGUGCUCUUGUUGGAGCUAAUUACUGGAUGUAGAGCAAUGGAUGACUCUCGCGAACAUGGAAAAGAAAUGCUUGUUGACUGGGCACGUCCUAUGUUGAAAGACCGCAUGAACUAUGUACAAUUAGCGGAUCCAAUGUUAAGAGGCAAGUUUCCACAAUCUGUCUUCCGCAGGGUAGUAGAACUGGCCUUAAUGUGUGUUCAGGAUGAUCCCCAUGCUCGACCUCACACGAAAGACAUUGUGCUUGCUUUGAGUUACUUUGCAUCCCAAAAGCAUAAUUCACAUGCAGCUCAGUCAAAUCAGAUUGGAUCUCAGGGAGACGGGAGGACAUCCGCUGUUGAAGAACUAACAAAUGGAAGCUCUGUUGAUUUUAAUGGAGCUCAGAUCGAUGUAACAGUUAUAAGAGCUUUGAACAGGGAUCAAGAGCGGGAGCGAGCUGUUGCAGAGGCCAAGAAGUGGGGCGAGACUUGGAGAGAGAAAGGGAAACAGAAUGCGGAUGAUCAUUUAGAUUAUAAAUCAAGGUGGUGA